AUGGAGCAUCAGUGGGGGAUAAAGAGACCCCAAAAGAAGAUGACGGUGCCAGCCCUGAUAUCCAAUGCUCAGUUCCAUUUACAUUUUUUGGAAGGACUCACAAAUAUCUCUACGUAGGUGUAUCUCCCUACAGAAGGUUCAGUUGAAGACAAUCAGGUUUAAUAUGUUUUACUUGUAUGAUACAUGGAGAUAUUAAAAGGCAGGCAAUGCCUGAUAUAAAAUAAAGCUUGAUUUACACUGUUGGCAUCCCUGCAGAUGAUCUGACUGCAGACAUGGAAAGUUUGCUUUAUGUGCAAUCUCAGUAUCAGCAGUCAGAGAAAUUUGAGGAUAAAUUUGACAAGGGAAGAGGCUAAAUAUCCAUAAGGGAAUAUAAUUAUAAAAUUGGGUGAUGCACUGAUCCCCUCUACUGCAGAAAAAAGAAAUUCAGAGAAAUAACCAUUAUGGUUAGAAAUAAUAAAUCCAAUAAAGUUCUGCUUGUGUUUUUAGGUUAACAAUAAUGGAGUGGUUUCUUUUGGAGUUCCAGUUUCCACGUACACGCCAAAUGCCUUCCCAUUAGCUGAUGGCAGCCCUUUUGUCGCCCCUUAUUGGGGAGAUGUCGACAAUGAAAAAUCUGGAACGGUCUAUUACCGGGAGACCACUGGUUCAGCUUUAUUGCAGAGGAUAAAUGAAGAGAUGGCCAAAUAUUUUCCAAAUCUUCAUUAUAAGGCGACUUGGGCAUUUGUUGCUACUUGGGAUGACGUCCCUUACUACCAAUCUCUGUCCAAAAAGGUGUGCUGUUUAUUAAAUGAAGGCAAUACUUAAUUUUACUGUAAUUCGAUCCCCUAUUGUUGCUUAGUGUGUUUAUUGAUUCUCUAGCAAUUCACCCAUCACUAUCUACAAACUCUCUACCCAUUGUCCAAUCACUGUCUACAGACUCUCUACCCAUCGUCCAAUCACUGUCUACAAACUCUCUACCCAUUGUCCAAUCACUAUCUACAGACUCUCUACCCAUCGUCCAAUCACUGUCUACAGACUCUCUACACAUUGUCCAAUCACUGUCUAUCUCUACUCAUUAUCCAAUCACUGUCUACAAACUCUCUACCCAUUAUCCAAUCACUGUCUACAAACUCUCUACCCAUCGUCCAAUCACUGUCUACAAACUCUCUACCCAUUGUCCAAUCACUGUCUACGGACUCUCUACCCAUCAUCCAAUCACUGUCUACAGACUCUUUACCCAUUGUCCAAUCACUGUCUACAGACUAUCUACCCAUUGUCCAAUCACUGUCUACAGACUCUCUACCCAUCAUCCAAUCACUGUCUACAAACUCUCUACCCAUUGUCCAAUCACUGUCUACAGACGCUUUACCCAUCGUCCAAUCACUGUCUACAGACUCUUUACCGAUUGUCAAAUCACUGUCUACAGACUCUCUACCCAUCGUCCAAUCACUGUCUACAGACUCUGUACCCAUCAUCCAAUCACUGUCUACAGACUCUCUACCCAUCAUCCAAUCACUGUCUACAGACUCUCUACCCAUCAUCCAAUCACUGCCUACAGACUCUCUACCUAUCAUCCAAUCACUGCCUACAGAUUCUCUACCCAUCAUCCAAUCACUGCCUACAGACUUUCUACCCAUCGUCCAAUCACUGUCUACAGACUCUUUACCCAUCGUCCAAUCACUGUCUACAGACACUCUACCCAUCGUCCAAUCACUGUCUAUCUCUACUCAUUAUCCAAUCACUGCUUACUUCUUGUCCAAUCAUUGUAUACAUACUCUCUACCUAUUAUUAAAUCACUGUCUAGUCACUCUCCUUCUAAGCAAUCACUGUCUACAGACUUUCUACCCAUUGUCCAAAAGUCACUCUUUUCCUACUAUCCAAUCAGUGUCUAUAAACUCUCUAUCCAUUGUCCAAUCACUGUCUACAGACUCUCUACCCAUUCACUAAUCACUUUCUACAGACUCUCUAACCAUUUUCCAAUCACUGUCUACAAACUCUAUACCUAUUUUCCAAUCACUCUCUGUAGCGGACUAUGGGUAAUCCUACUGGUUACCUCCGCUAAUUCUUUCCUUCAGCCACUCUGGCUCCAUUAAAGCAUACACACAUCCAUUCCCCCCAUGGUUCUGGGAGUUUUUUUGGCCACACACGGCUUUUAUGCACAAACCUCUACAUGGUGUCUCCCAUACAAUAAUACAGGGCUUUCCCUCCCAGGAUCCUCUACAGAAAAAUAUACAAUAUUCUAAAAAAAAAUUAAAAUCCAUUUUAAUAACUUUGGAACCCCAUGAAAGUUAUAUCACCGAAUAGCUUAGGUCUGAGCACACACUUUGCCAAAAUAUCACUCAGAUUCCCCCAAUGGUUUCUUUCCCUUAGAGCUACUACAUGAGCGCAGUGGGUGGGAAGGCAAAAAAAAAAGAACAAGUGCCGACACAUGAGAGCCCUCUCCCACUGUGUCUCUCAUCUGGGGAGGUGUCACGGCAAGGGUACACAAUUCAUUGUUGCACUAAAGAAUAUAGCCAUUUAAUGUAAUUUGUGUAGUGUAUAUAUGAACUGGCAGCUUGGUAGAGGUGGUAUUGUCAAUUUCAAAAGGGGUUAUUUGAUUGUAUGGGAGGUCAGAGUCUACAACCUAAAUUCCUCUUUGAAGCUGGGACUCCAACAGAGCUACUCUGUAAAGUGUGAGAAGUCACACAUAAGUGACCUGGAAGUCUGGUUUCAGUAUGAACUAACUCUCUCAUUUGCCAUAUGUCUUGAUUCCCUCUUAGAUAAGGAGUCCUUUGAUAUAAAUGGUCAUUAGCUUUCAAGACCAAGCCUUGUGUUCCAAUAUCAUAUCCAAAAUAGACAUUAAUACCUACCCACAGACCACACUGUCUACAGACACUUUACUCAUUGUUCAAUCAUUGUGUAGAGACUCUCUACCCAUUGUCCAAUCACUAUCUACAGACUCUCCUCCCAUUGUCCAAUCACUGUCUACAGACUCUCUACCCAUCGUCCAAUCACUGUCUACAGACUCUCCAUCCAUUGCCCAAUCACUGUCUACAGACUCUUUACCCAUUGUCCAAUCACUGUCUACAGACUCUCUCCACAUUAUCCAAUCACUGCCUACAGACACUCUACUCAUUGUCCAAUCAUUGUGUACAGACUCUCUACCCAUUAUCCAAUAUCUCUCUAGUCACUCUCUUACUACUAAACCAGUCAGUAUCUGGUGUGACCACCAUUUGCCUCACGCAGUGCAAAACAUCUCCUUCACAUAGAGUUGAUCAGGUUGUUGAUUGUGGCCUGUGGAAUGUUGGUCCACUCCUCUUCAAUGGCUGUGCAAAGUUGCUGGAUAUUGGCAGGAUCUGGAACAUGCUAUCAUAUACGCCGAUCCAGAGCAUCCCAAACGUGCUCAAUGGGUGACAUGUCCGGUGAGUAUGCUGGCUAUGCAAAAACUGGAAUGUUUUCAGCUUCCAGGAAUUAUGUACAGAUCAUUGUAACAUGGAGCGGUGCAUUAUCAUGCUGCAACAUGCCUCUCUGUUCCUGGGAGAUAAUUAGCUUACCUGUAUUAAUGCAAUUAUCUCCCAGACACAGAUAUCUUUGCAUUGUUUGGAGACCCCCUGCUGAGGUUGUGUAUAUAAGCAGGCAACUUCUCCCUAAUAAUAAAGCAGUUCCUUUUCCCCCUUCACUCAGUCUGGGCUAGUGUUUGGGUGGAUCAAUAUUAUUCUGCAGGAGAGCUUAAUCACGUGAAGCUGUACCCAGGACCCUGUUCCAGGGUGGGAAGCGAUGGAGAAACUCCAGACAAUCUGCAGCAGCAAGGGUCUGAAGCCCUCCUGUGCACCGGAGGAGAGCUAGGAAGCAAGCUUGAUGAAGGUACCCAGUCGGGGUGCCAGGCAAUCCGUCACAAAACUCUCUAACCAUUGUCUAAUCACUAUCUACAGACUUUCUACCCAUUCACUAAUCACUUUUUACAGACUCUCUAUCCAUUGUCCAAUCACUGUUUACAGACACUUUACCAAUUGUCCAAUCACUGUCUACAAACUCUUUGCCCGGUAUCCAAUCACUGUCUACAGACUAUUUAUUCAUCGUCCAAUCAUUGUCUAUAGACUCUCUACCUAUUAUCCAAUAACUAUUGACUCUGUACUCAUUGUUUAUUCUCUACUUUCUCUCUUCAGAAUGCUGUUUAAUUAUGGGCCAAAAUGUGACUGAAAGUCUAAAUCAUCCAUCAUGCACAGCUGAUAUGAAAUUUACUAUAUUAGAUUUAAUAUUAUAAAAGCUGUUCUGUUUUCCAGACAAACACAUUUCAGGCAGUUCUUCACACGGAUGGUAAGAGAUCGUUUAUUAUGCUGAAUUACGGCAAAAUUACUUGGACAACUGGUGGUGCCAGCGGUGGCAAUCUGCUGACAGGGUUAGGAGGUGUUCCAGCCCAGGUAUAUCUAAAAUCUUGUGUCAGAUAAAAUAUUUGUAUAUUUACUUGACAUUAUGUAUUAACCCUUUGUGACCCUUUUUAAUAUUUUAUGUUUUAUGAUUUGUGACUCCAGUGCCUGAGAGAUAAUUAAUUUAAGCAAAGUACACUAAAUUAUCUCCAAGACACAGAGACUCUGGGGCAUGUUGCCUGUUGUGGAAGUGUUAUGCUAUGUCUUACUUACUUACCUUACGUCCCCUCCUGCUGGGGGUGUGUGUAUAAAAGUGGGCCAUCUGGCCAUACUAAAACAUUCCUAUUGUACCCUUCAUCAAGUCUAGACUGAUGUUUGGGUAUGUGACCAAUGAACCAUUGGAUUUGUUCUCACGAACCGCUUGGAUUUCAGGAACAUACGAAUCAACGUACUAUGUGAAUGGGCUAUAAGCACUAAGUUCUCAGCAUUUCGGGAGUAUAUGAACAAAUUAAUUAUACAAAAGACAAGGCGUUCUUUACAAUUGGUGGAAAGAGACAGGAUUUGAAUGGACCUUCCGAACACAGGAAAGCAGUGAAUGGCCCAACAGUAUGAAAGCCUCAAGUGAAGUAUGCUGAAAGACCUGCUGGAAGCUCGAGUAUUCUGUAACAAGACACAGCAUCGCUACCAGAAUCUAGCAAUGGAGAAUCGGCCAGACCAUAGAAGUGAGCCAUCCACUGACUACCAACAGCCCGAGUUCAUUUUAACUAGGUGUGGCGAAAGUGACCUCACCACUGGCUUUUGGAGGUUUGCCAACCUCCUACCUUGUGACUAUGGCCCCUGCAAUAGACCUGGCUAAAAUACUUUAAACAGUCUCUGAGACCACCCUGGAGCUUGUUAACACCAAUUAACAACUUGGAACAUUUCUAAUUGUUCACAUAAUUCUACAAUUGUUCAGUGUUCUAAUUGUUCGUCUGGGUGGCCACAGUUCCUAUGAACAACCACGAGAUGGCAGCCAUCUUGUUCGCAUGAAUGCAGGCAGUGGGCAUGAGGAUGGGUUGGCGACCCAUCCUACCCAGCCUUAUGUCAGUUUUGUUCCUGUCCAAGAUGGCGCCGGUGUCGUCCUUCGAUCUAGUCUUUGAGUGCAACUAUGGCGACGACUUCCUGAGUAACCUCCAUGUCAAUAUUUCUGGAUGAUCAUUUUCGUGCACAUGGCAAAACGCGUCAUCACACUCAACCCUGUACAGACGCACAUUGGGAAGCUUGCAGACUGAAGUCUCUGAUUGCGGUGUUUUGGCUUCUCGUGGUGGAAAAUGCUGUCCCUUUAAACUGUGAGAAGUCUGAACUUACACAUUGCAUAUACGGGGGGGUUGUUUGGAGAAAGCUGCUAUUUAAAUCUGUGCAAUAAAUUUGAAAGUUGAUCGUUUUGCCUCUGCCGUUUUUAUCCCAGGAGGGAUUGAAAUUAGGAGCUGUCAUAGUUAGAGCAGACUUCUCUGCUAUACUUUGCUUUCUGUGUAAUAGAAUUACACUAUUAUUGUUUUUUACCUCCUUUUAUGUUACAUGGAGAGGAUCUACAUAUGAAUUUAUAAGUGAGUGUUUUGUGUAUUUUACCACGAUUGCACAUAAGAGUACACAAUAUAAGUGUUAAGGAAAUGUAUGCACUUUAUAUAAAUCACAUUUUGCACAAUACAGCACCAAUAAGGCACAGCGCACCUAUGUUUUGAUUUUUGUAUUAUAUGUGUGUUUUUAUGAGCUAUAACACUGUUUAUGGUGCUGCUUCUUUUAAAAGAUUUGUUUGCACUUUAAUUUAAAAAACAAAUAGCAUUAUAUUUAUAUAUUCACUUGUCACUUUUUUAUUCUCUUAUAAGAGCUUCAUAGCUAUACUCUCUUGGUGUAGAGGCCUUCCCACUGAGUCCCUGGAACCAGGGUGGGAAAGGACAGCGAGACCCCAACCAAGCUGCGGCGGUUCGUGGGGUCUACGGUGCUUAUGGUGCGGUGCAGUGCUUAUGGUUCUCAGCGUCAGCUAGGAAGCAUCGAUUGGCUGAGGUACCCAGUCGGGGUACCAGGUGGUCCGUCACACAUCGCAGUUCAACACUCCCCGCCCAGAGGAGAUAUUACCAGUGACCACAUGACUACAAGCCUGCAGGGGAGAGCCCAUGCACUCCGAGGACCCUCAGGCAGGACCCUAUGUCCCGUCUGUGGUGGAACUGCUGCCUGUUCCUGAAUUUCCCUUUUUAUAUUAUGUGUGUUUCCCUAUCCUUUUGUGUAUUGUGCCCGCUCCCGGUUCGGGAGUGCUUCCACAAAGGGAAUUAAUUCACCUCCUGAACAGGGACCACCCCAAUACCUCAUUUAGAAUGCUAGGUUAGAACGUUCUCACCUUGUAACAUAAGUGUCAAACUGAAAACCGCAAACCGCAAACUGCAAGGGAAACAAUUAAUGAGCGCUCCCCUGGGUGGCCGCCAUUUCGCUAGAUGAACACCAACCAGGGAGAGAGCGUUUGUGGGUUGUUUCCUGACUCGUUUGUUCCCCAAAUGAGGACCUCCCCAGUGCUCCAUUAGAACGUUUACACCAAUUAAUCAACAUUUUUGCACUUGCAACAUAGGUGUGAAACCACAAGGGAAGUAAUUAAUGAGUGCUCCUCUGGGUGGCCGCCAUUCAUGCCGACAGGCAGUGGCCAGGGAGAGCAUUUGUACCCCAAAAGUACCUCUUUCCUUGUCUGGGAUUCACACCGGGAUCUCACGAAUAGAGGCUGGUGCUGGCAGGUGUGGCAGGCUUUCCUGUGCCUAAGGAACAAAGAGACUAGCUCUUUUCCCACGGGUGGGCUUUUCUGUGCCUGGGAGACAAGGGGACGGUCCCUUUUUCCCGCGCCUGGACUCCCAGGCACAGAGGCUCCUUAGAGUAGGUUUCCAUCGGGAGAUUUUGUCUGACCAGGGGGCUCAAUUUGCGUCAACUGUGACCAAGCAAUUGUGGUAGAGUUGCGGAGUAAAGCCCCUGUUUAGCUCUCCAUACCAUCCCCAGACGAAUAGACUCUGUGAAUGUUUUGCACGUUCAACAGCCUAGGGGAAAAACUGAACCCCUUAGAAAUUCGAGGCCACCCAGAUUCUCCAGGGAUACCGAGAAAUGUUCUCCUCUUUCCCCAUGUCCACCGAGUUGAGACCCAGGAAAAACUUCAGUAACAACCUUACCAUAUCACUGAAGCAGUUAGAGAGAGCAUGCUGAAAGAGAUUCAGGACAUGUUAAAGAUAGGGGUCAUAGAGCCAUCCCGGAGCCCCAGGGCUUCUCUGGUAGUGUUGGUAUCUAAGCGAGACAGUACGACUCGCUUCUGUAUUGACUACAGGAAACUUAAUUACCGGACAGUAACUGAUGCCUACCCCAUGCCCCGGAUAAAUGAGCUGCUAGAUCGUAUGGCUGGGGGUAAUUACUUAACUACCACAGAUCUGUAUAAGGAUUAUUGGCAAAUUCCCCUGGAGCCGGCGGCAAUCACUAAGUUGGCAUUUGUCACCCCGUUUGAGCUAUACUAGUUCAAGGUUAUGCCCUUCAGGAUGAAGAAUGCCCCUGCUAUCUUUCAACAGAUGGUUGACCGGCUCUUGGAGGGAUUUCAGGACUUUGAAUGUGAGUAUUUAGAUGACAUAGCCAUCUACAGCCGCACAUGAGAAGAUCCCCUUUGAAACUUAUCUAUGGUACUUGAGAGAAUUCAGGCAGCAGGGCUAUCUGUGAAUCCAGACAAGUGCCAUGUCGGUAUGGCCGAGGCACAGUUGGGUAGGUUUUGGCAAACAGCGGCCCGAACCCGCCUAAGUGUAGGCUUUUGCCAACUGGCCACAACCCCGUACUAAAACGCAAGAGUUACUUUUUCUAGGGACCUGCGGGCUAUUACUGCAAGUUUGCCUUUGAAUAUAAUGCCCUUGCCAAGCCCCUCACUGACCUGACCAAAAGGUCCCUUCCCAGACAGGUAGUGUGGUCUCCGGAGAGUGUGGUAGCCUUGCAGAGUCUAAAGACAGCGUGGAGUGCCUGAGAGAUAAUACACUUGUUACUUGUGUGUAUACAAUUGUUACUUGUUGUGUUACACUUUUACUUUGCAAUGUCCUGUGUUACAUUGUGUACACAGAGCCUCUCAUUCCAGAUUUGCUUGGAAUAGGCUUUAAGUUAAUAUUAGAGUAUUCACCAUCCUGAUUAGUCCAUGAGUUCAGGGGGAUUGGUGUGAGAGGUGCAGCUAAUAGUCACUACAUAUCUAUCUGUUCACAUUGCAGCUCUGUGUUACAAAGCCUUACUGUAGCUUAAAGGACCACUCUAGGCACCCAGACCACUUCAGCUUAAUGAAGUGGUCUGGGUGCCAGGUCCUUCUAGGGUUAACCCAUUUUUUCAUAAUUAUAGCAGUUUCAGAGAAACUGCUAUAAUUAUGAAUGGGUUAAGCCUUCCCCCUAAUCCUCUAGUGGCUGUCUCAUUGACAGCCACUAGAGGCGCUUGCGUGCUUCUCACUGUGAUUUUCACAGUGAGAGCACGCUAGCGUCCAUAGGAAAGCAUUAUGAAUGCUUUCCUAUGUGACCGGCUGAAUGCGCGCGCAGCUCUUGCCGCGCGUGCGCAUUCAGCCGACGGGGAGGAGAGAAGGAGGAUCGGAGGAGGAGAGCUCCCCGCCCAGCGCUGGAAAAAGGUAAGUUUUUACCCCUUUCCCCCUUCCAGAGCCAGGCGGGAGGGGGUCCCUGAGGGUGGGGGCACCCUCAGGGCACUAUAGUGCCAGGAAAACGAGUAUGUUUUCCUGGCACUAUAGUGGUCCUUUAAUCAGUCUACAAGAUAUUGCUCUCUCCUAGUGCUCCUACCUCUCCCAGAGCUCUUUCAGUGUUUCUUUCUCCAGCUCUGCUUCUUCUCCCCAACUCCUCUCUGUUGGUGUCCCCCAAAGUUCAGUCCUUGGUCCCCUACUGUUCUCCAUCUAUACUGCCUCCCUUGGUAAACUCAUUAGCUCCUUUGGCUUCCAAUAUCAUUUCUAUGCAGAUGACACGUCCUCUACCUGUCCUCUCCUGAUCUCUCUCUGUCCCUCUUGAAUAGUGUCUCUGACUGCCUCUCUGCUGUUUCUAACCGGAUGGCUGCCCACUUCCUUAAACUAAACUUGACCAAAACUGAAAUUCUGUUCUUUCCUCCCUCAAGUGUUGUUACUCCUGUGUCUGUCUCCCACCAAGUCGACGGUGCUACCAUCAGCUCCAUCAUGCAGGCUCGCUGCCUAGGUGUUCUCUUUGACUCUGACUGCUCCUUCAAGCCUCAUGUUCAAUCUAUCGCCAAAUCCUGUCAUUUCCAUCUCAAAAACAUUGCGCGCAUCCGCACCCAAUUUAACGCCAGAUGCGACUAAGGUGUUGGUCCAUUCCACUGUCCUUUCUCGCCUUGACUACUGUAAUCCGCUUCUCAGUGGUCUUACGUGCUCCCAACUUGCGCCGUUACAGUCCAUAAUGAAUGCGGCCGCGAGGCUCAUCUUCCUGUCCGCCCGCACCUCCCAUGCCUCACCCUUCUGUCAGUCCCUACAUUGGCUUCAAAUCUCUACAUAAUGCUGCUCCCACCUAUCUAUCCUCCCUUAUACACAAGUAUGUCCCGUCUAGGCCCUUACGAUCUGCUGAAGACUUACGUCUAUCUUCUGUCCGUACUGCCAUCUCUGAUGCUCGCCUUCAAGAUUUCUCGAGGGAUGCACCGUUCCUGUGGAACUUGAUUCCCUCCUCCGUUAGAUGCUCACCCAGUCUCCACUCCUUCAAAAAAUUGUUAAAAACCCACUUCUUCAUAAAAGCGCAUCAAUUAAACUGUUAAUAGCUCCUGACUGAUUCCUCUUCUGCAACUGUCACUAGUCUAAUACUAUACUUACCUUUUUGUGUCAUUUUACCCCACUCCCUCUAGCAUGUAAGCUCAUUGAGCAGGGCCCUCAACCCCUCUGUUCCUGUGUUUCCAACUUGUCUGGUUACAACUACAUGUCUGUUCGUCCACCCAUUGUAAAGCGCUGCGGAAUUUGACGGCGCUCUAUAAAUAUCAUAAUAAUAAUAAUAAUAAUAAUAAUAAUCCAACCGAGGUUGUGUUCUUGGAGCGCCAUCAAGUUGACAUAUUUAUUAUUGGCCUGAUAUCUUAUUAAUCAAAUGUUAUAGCUUUGUCUCUAGUUCAGGUUGUCCUAAUCAGCACUUUAAAAAAAAAAAAAAGAUUUUAAAUUAUUUUUUCAAUAUAUUAAAAUAUCAAAAAAUAUAUCAAAUAUAAAAAGCAUAACAAUAUAUAAAAAAAUUGGAAAUAAAUUAAAAUAUUCUUCAAAAUAUGAAAUCAUUAGAAUAGUUUAUCCAAAAAUAUUAAAUAAUUUUAAAAGCCUAUUCAACAAUAUUUUAUGGAGGCCAAGAUAUGCGUGCCUAAAUUUUGCGAUUCAUUUUCAAUUAAAAAAUUUAAUGUGUAGAAGAAGAAAAAAAACGUCUUGUCUUUCAUAUACUCCGUUUGUUCGUAUACUUCCAAAUGUUAGGAACUUAGUGCUUACAGCCCUUUUGCAUAGUACAUUGAUUCGUACGUACCCGAAAUCCAAGUGGUUCAUGAGAAAAAAUCAAGCAGUUCGUUGGUCACAUAGCCAAACUUCAGUGAGUAAAAUAGUGUAACAGUGAGUAACAUAGAGUAAUAGUGAAUAACAUUGAGUAAUAGUGUGUAACAUAGUGUAACAGUGAGUAACAUAGAGUAAUAGUGAGUAACAUAGUGUACCAGUGAGUAAAAUAGUGCUACAGUGAAUAACAUAGUGUUAAAGUGAGUAACAUAGUGUAACAGUAAGUAACAUAGAAUAAUAGCGAGUAACAUAGUGUAACGGUGCAACAGUGAGUAAUAAUGUAACAGUGAGUAGCAGUGAGUAACACAGUGUAGCACAGCGUACCAUAGUUAACAAUGAGUAAAAUAGUUAACAGUGAGAAAUAGAGUAAUAGUGAGUAACAUAGUGUAAAAAUGAGUAACAGUUUCAGAGUAACAUAGUUUAACACAGCGUAAUGUAUUGUAACACAGUGUAACAUUUUGUAACACAACAUAAUGUAUUGUAACAUAGUGUAAUGUAUUGUAACACAGUGUAACGUAUUGUAACAUAGUGAAUGUAUUGUAUCACAGUGUAACGUAUUGUAACACAGCAUAAUGUAUUGUAACAUAGUGUAACUUAUUGUAGCACAGCCUGUAUGUGACGCCACCUUACUAUGUCCUGUAUACAGGCUGGAUUUAACAGUGGUGACAAUACACAUUAUUUCAACAUUCCUGACUCCAGGACAGACAAUAUCAUUAACAUAAAUCGGACGUCCAACGUAGACACUCCUGGACGGUGGGUCUUCCAGGUGGACACCUUCAAGGCCCCCGGAGGGUGUAUUUUUGAAGGUAUGUUAAGGUUAAUGAUCUAAUUUAGAACAGACCCUGAGAUUAAAUGUAAACCUACAUUUAAUUGUCUGAUAAUUUCUAUUCUUCAGCUAAUUUUGCUCGUUAUAAUGAAACCUUCUGGAAGGACGAUAGCUGUGAAAAUAAAUGUGUAUGUAACACGGAUGGCGAGAUUAAAUGUACCGAUGAGUCGUGUCCAGGGUUCAUGGUUUGCCAGCCCUCGGCCUGGCACUUCACUUGUCAAAUCAGUCUCGGAACCUGUUUCUGA
Pelobates cultripes (western spadefoot toad) is the source of this 11931-nucleotide messenger RNA. The record is from the annotation of a GenBank genome assembly. NCBI's taxonomy places the organism in Eukaryota, Metazoa, Chordata, Amphibia, Anura, Pelobatidae.